Molecule: messenger RNA, 1599 nt
Organism: Gigantopelta aegis
Lineage: Eukaryota; Metazoa; Mollusca; Gastropoda; Neomphalida; Peltospiridae
Product: multiple epidermal growth factor-like domains protein 10
Exons: 7
Coding region: 321-1160 (279 amino acids)
Source: RefSeq, a predicted model, not a curated record
UUGGUCGCUAUGGUUUACUAUGCAAUGGUAGCUGUUCCAGUAGACAGUGCGAUAAUUCUGCCGUAAUAUCUUCAUGUGACAACAUAACUGGGGAGUGUGACAGUGGAUGUCAACCAGGCUGGGGUGGACUAGAUUGUACACAAAAAUGUCCAUAUGGUAGAUACGGUAAAGAUUGUAAAGGAUUCUGCACAAACAGACUUUGUCGUGGAAACUCGCCAUGUGAUCACGUGACUGGAAAUUGUGUCGAUGGCUGUGAAAGGGGAUAUGAAUCACCUGACUGCACUACGAACUGCCGUGGUACCUAUGGCUUCAACUGUAAUAUGUCUUGUAGCUCUCGGAACUGUUACUACACCUCCUCGGGAUGUGACCAGUUUUAUGGAAACUGCACAGGAAAAUGUGUGGAUGGUUUUGAAUUACCCGACUGUGCAACUGUAUGUCGCGGUAGCAAUUUUGGAUCUGAGUGCAAGUUCAGAUGCGGUGACCGGCAUUGUGAUGGAGACAGUACAACGUGCGAUGCUCAAAGCGGAACAUGUAUACAUGGUUGUCAGCCAGGAUGGAAGAAACCAAGCUGUAUCAAACAAUGCAUUGGGACAUAUGGCCGAGAUUGCAACUAUUCGUGUAGUGACAGAAAGUGUAAAGACAACACGGUGUGUGAUCACGUGAUAGGAUCGUGCAAUGGACUGUGCGUUGCUGGUUGGCAAGGAGAUGCGUGCAAUCAGAUUGUGAGUAUGUCUGAAGAAAUCAGUCAGAAUGACAAUGGAUCCACGAGUAUUGCAUUGGCCGUUGCCUUGGGAAUAGUUUCCAUACUACUGAUUGCACUUGCUGUGGUCUUCUUCUGGCAUGUGAGGCGUUACAAGAUGACGCCAGGAUCUACAACAAAAGAAAACUCUAGUGUGGCAAACCAAGAUGGUGGACACUAUGAAAUCGUGUGCAGACAGACCGGUCGUGAUCGAGACAUCGCGAGAGUUGACACUUCUGAUGAGAGCGGCUACGUGAAUUCAUCAGGGUCACGUGGAACAGAUGAUGUUUCACAACGCCCCUUAGGUGAUGGCGACAGUGGUUAUGUCAAUGCAGGACAAGAUAUUCAGCUGAACGAAUAUGAACAUCUUGAUCCAUCGCACUCACCGCAGAAUGUCUACGAUAAAAUAACUGGGAAUUAAAGACUUUCGCUCCAAUUCUGGCAACCGCCACACCAACAACUGAAUGGAAACUAUUUUGGGACGAAACUCGUGUAAUUAUUGUUUCAUUAAUAGUUGACAAGGCAUUAGAAUAAUUGUUCCAUAUCAAAAAUAGCAUUGCCUGCUCCUUAUGUUGUCAGUAACAUGUAAAUGUGUUUUAUAUUUGUGGCGAGCGGGAUUGUCUGCUCCAAAUAGGUUAGCUUAUUUGACUGCAUUUGUGUCUGAAAGCACUGUCAUAGUUAGUUUUUUUCAAUAAAAUAUAAUAACUUUGAAGCUGUUUUAUGGAGGACAGCAUUGCAUGUUUCAACAAGGUUUCUGGAGGACCACAUUGUGUGCUCCAUAACUCGUUUGUUCAAAACAAUAUAAAUAGUUUGGGUUUUUGGGGUUUUUUUUUUGUAGGACAGCAUAUUGCUUGCUCCAU